AUGUCGUUGAACUUGAUCUUGAAGUCCUCUCGUCCGUGCUACGUUACGACGUUCGCGAUGGUGCGUGGUUCAAGUGCGCGGUUUGAUUUUGCAUGCACCGUGUGCGGCAAGAAAAUUUACGUCGCCGGCGGACAAUGCGCAUUGGGUAGCGCGAGGGGGAUAUCGUCGGCGGAGGUGUACGACCCGGUGCUGGAAACGUGGGAAGCUCUGCCGAACAUGAGCACGUUGAGGUACAAAUGUGUCGGGGUGACAUGGCAAGGGAGAGUCCACGUGGUGGGAGGGUUUGCGGGGAGAGGAGAUUCGUGGGACACGAAGGAACGGAGUUCGGCUGAGAUGUACGACCCAGAUGGUGCCAGGUGGAAAGUGAUUGUGAGGAUGUGGCAACUCGAUGUGCCACCCAAUCAAAUUGUAGGGGUUGGUGGGAAGCUAUUUAGCUCCGGGAAUUGCCUGAAUUCUUGGAAGGGUCAUAUUGAGGCGUACGAUGAGGAGCUGAGCAUAUGGAAAGUUGUCGAAGGAUCAACAAACAUGUCGUUUCCGAUUUCGACGCCCACAAAUGAGCAGCGGCUUUACCUUACAAUGGCACCAAUUGGGACCGACCUUUACUUCAUGGGAGGCUAUCGAAUGCCUGCAGAGGGGGACGUGUCGAGAAUCAAGUCGGUUGUUCACGUUUUCAAGACGACGUCGAAUGGGGGUAAAUGGAGGAGCUUUGAGCCAAUAGUAGAGGUAGAGGAAAAAGAGCUUUGUAGCCACGGCUGUGUUGUUGGUUAG
Molecule: messenger RNA, 768 nt
Organism: Corylus avellana
Lineage: Eukaryota; Viridiplantae; Streptophyta; Magnoliopsida; Fagales; Betulaceae
Source: RefSeq, a predicted model, not a curated record